AUGAAGCUCGUUCUCCUGCCCAUUCUUCUCGCCGCCUUCAUCGCCUCCACCGCCGACGCCGAUUGUGUCGUUCCGGUUCCGUCAAGAAACGUGGCGUUCAAAGAGUUCGGAAUCGAACUCCAAAGCGGAUGGGGUCUCAACCCGGUUUCGUUGGACUCGUGCGCCGUCGAUUGCUAUCUUCAAAAAGAGUGCGCCUUCAUAAUUCAUGAUCCGAAGACGCGAAUCUGUCGGAUAAUGAAAUUCACGACAACUCCACACGUGUAUCCGGCCGGCGACAUGAAUCUUUGGCUUAGGGUGAGUAGGCAUCGAAGAAUCGACCAGGCGCCCGAUUGAAUGCAUUUCACAGGCGAAUUGUCAAAUGGUCAUGAAAGAUCGUGCGAAUAUGAUCAGAAAGCUCGAGGCGGGACAAGGCACGCACGUGUUUUAUGGAAAAUGGAUGUCGUAUCAAGUCAGCCGUGUCGCGGAUGGCGUUGAAGUAAAGAUCUGGUAG
Molecule: messenger RNA, 490 nt
Organism: Caenorhabditis sp. 36 PRJEB53466
Lineage: Eukaryota; Metazoa; Nematoda; Chromadorea; Rhabditida; Rhabditidae
Source: the annotation of a GenBank genome assembly